Tetranychus urticae (two-spotted spider mite) is the source of this 1311-nucleotide messenger RNA. RefSeq lists its product as uncharacterized. NCBI's taxonomy places the organism in Eukaryota, Metazoa, Arthropoda, Arachnida, Trombidiformes, Tetranychidae. The record is from RefSeq and is marked provisional. Gene Ontology annotation, molecular function: UDP-glycosyltransferase activity.
AUGUCAAGGAAAAAAUAUAGAUUUCUUUUGACCGCCCUGAAUGAACAUGGUCCAGUUAAUGCUACUUUAGGAUUCGGUGAAUUACUAGCUCGACAUGGACAUCACGUUACUUUCACUCAUCGGAAAAAAUUCAGGAAAGCAGCUGAAGCACGUAAUUUUGAGUUUAUACCGUUUUCUGAUGGAUAUUUUGGUGAUGAUUCCAUGUUGAAUGCGCUUGAUGACAAUUUUGAUAGUUUCCGGGUAGAUCCUCUGGAGCGCCUUAAAAAUUACACUGAUUUGGAUAAACAAAGAUUAGCACUUCUGGUGAAAGAUUAUCGUAAACUUGACUUGAUUCUUCGUAAAAUUGUUGCUGUUCACCAACACCAAUUUGAUGCUUUUGUCCAAGAUUGGUGUGAUCUUACGGGUUCCUUAUUUGCAACAGACCAUCCUGUCAUAUCUUUACAAUCGGCAAAUCCUCUUUUACUGUAUCAUAAUGGUCCACCUUACUCAUUUGGUUUAUCUACGAGAAGCGAUCCAACACUUUGGGAAGAGAUAAGACAAAUUUUUCUGGAAGCCAAUUCAAUUAACAUUGAAAAGACAAAUGAAAUGUUGGUUGAAUUCAAAAGACCACCAGUAUUCAAUCCUCUACGCCAAGUCCUUCCUGUAAAAUCAAUUGGCUUCUAUCAUUAUCCAGCUCUAUUAGAUUAUGAAGAAUGCUUACCUAAAGAACCAAACUGGCAUCGAAUUGAUUACUUUGUUAGAUCAGCUGAGCCAGAAACAAUUGCAGUACCAGUAGACUUUCUUGAUAAACCAGGCAAAUUAAUCUAUUUUUCACUUGGAUCAAUAGCGUCAAAUGAUUUGAAGUUAAUGAGAGAGAUAAUCAGUAUCUUGGCCAAAGCCCCUCACAAAUUUAUCAUUUCAAAAGGUUUUCGUGGUGACUUUCUUGAUUUGGCUGACAAUAUGUGGGGUGAAAAUUAUUUUGAUCAAAUACAAGUUCUCCAAAUGGUUGAUUUAGUUAUAACACAUGGCGGUAAUAAUAGUUUAAUGGAGAUUCUUUAUUACGCUAAACCACUUAUUGUGAUUCCUUAUUUUUUCGAUCAAUAUGAUAAUGCACAAAGAGUGGUUGACAAGAAUAUUGGAUAUCGCAUUAAUCUCUGGGAGCUUAGCGAAGAGCGUCUUCUAGAUUGCAUUGAAAAAACUUUAAAAGAUGUAGAUAUGCACAAUCGAAUUAAAGAAAUCUCACAAAGUAUGAAAGAUUCCGAUAGCGGCACUCAAGCUGUUGAAAUGAUUGAGAAAAUAAUCGAUGAAGCAAAAGCGCCAGAAAAAAGAUGA